Messenger RNA from Sardina pilchardus (European sardine), 3215 nucleotides. It is a transcript of the gene ppp1r9bb, whose product is annotated as protein phosphatase 1, regulatory subunit 9Bb. The transcript is spliced from 10 exons. Gene Ontology annotation, biological process: actin filament organization; calcium-mediated signaling; neuron projection development. Lineage: Eukaryota; Metazoa; Chordata; Actinopteri; Clupeiformes; Clupeidae. The coding region runs from base 297 to 2870 and encodes 857 amino acids. The record is from RefSeq and is a predicted model, not a curated record. Gene Ontology annotation, molecular function: actin filament binding. Gene Ontology annotation, cellular component: actin cytoskeleton; cytoplasm; postsynaptic density.
UUGGGCGGUGGAUGCUAUUGACCUGGAAUAUUGUAAGAUGCACCGUUGUAUUCCGUGCUUCUCGUUUCGAUCAUCUAUCUGUAAUGGUUCGUGUGCGGCACAACGGAAUCUAUUGAACUGACGUUUUUUUUACUCGGGUUGUGCGUUAAUUGCUAUUAUUUGCUGGAUCGUGGCGAGUGUAGGCGACAGCAGACAUAACGAGUGCGGGCUCUGAUUUUGCCUGUGAUUGCUGACACCGAAACGAGCUAUACGGAGCCAUGCCGUUACGGAGUAACCCUGGAGACGCUUGAUUGAUCAUGAUGAAGACCGAACCCUCGUCCGCAAAGACGGCUAACGCCACCACGCUCCGCAGCCCAUCCCCGCACCGCAACGCGUACGAGGCGAGCAUCGGCGCGCUGCGACCGGCCAACGAUAUCCUCAACAGUGCAGCGAACGGCGAUGCCCAGGAUGGUACGAAGCAGAGGCAGUCGAACCGCGGCCGCACGUACGGCUCCAACGUGCACCGCAUCAAAAACAUGUUCAUGCAGAUGGGAGCCUCCUCGCCAACGGAGGGGGAGGAUCCGGUUAAACCGAGCGAGCCCAAGCCCGUGCGUCUCACCCUCCCCCGCGCAGGGAGCCUGAACGAGAACGUCGACCACAGCGCUCUCCUGAAGCUGGGCGCCACGGUCUCCGAACGGGUCAGCAAGUUCGACCCGAAGGCAGAAGGCGGCGGGCAGCGAGGAGCCACCUCCCCCUCCUCCUCCGCCUCGUCCAGCUUCUCCAAGCUGCAGGAGACGCGCAAGAUCUUCGAGCAGCAGCAACAGGAGAAGGAGAAGCAGGCGGCCUCCAACCGCGUGUUGCUGAAAAAGGAGCGCGUCGCGGGGAUUCAGGACAGCCGGCUGGACGUGGUGGCUCGGUUCAACGGCAGCACCGAGUCGCUGGAUAGCCUCGACGCGGUGGGCGGCGCUACGACCGAGGCCGUGUCGCCCACGGUGAGCCAGCUGAGCCAGGUGUUCGAGCGGGCCGCGGAGCUGCGGAACAACCUGCACCGCUUAUCCAACACGCCGCCGCUCCCGUCGCGGGGCGUCACCGCCAAACCGAGCUCCCUCAACUCCAAGAUCAUCUCCAAACGCGUCCGCAGCUUACCGGCCGGGGCCCACCGGGACGACGGCUCGAGUCAGAACCAAAACGGCAGAGGCCACACACAGAACCAAGGCUCCAUCACCACAGACGGGUCAGUCUCCUCAGGCCAGUCGGCCACCGAUGGACCCCAGAGAGGAGACUCGGAGUGGGCAGAGAACGGCACCGGCGGCGCGGGUCCUAACGCCCAGGACGGCAGGGGCCAGCAGCAGCAGGCGUCCGGCGAGCCCUCUAGAGGGACCCGCAGUGGCCGCAGCCCCGUGGAGAACGGCAAGGAGGCCCCGGGACGGGACGCGGCCGAGGACGGGCUCUCUGGAGCGGGGGAGCGGAGCGGGGAGGCGGGCAGGGGGAGCUGGAGGCGCGGAGAGGAGCACAGCGACGAGGAGGAGGAGGCGCAGAGGGGGGGCUACUCCUCGUCCUCCGCCGCAGCCGCCGACCAGCAGCUGGACAUCAGCGCCUACAGCGCGGCGGGGGAAGAGUCCGCGGGCAGCCAGGACGAGGAGGAGGAAGAGGAGGAAGAGGAGGAGGACGAGGCCUACGAGCCCGAGUCCAGCUGCACGGAGAUCACAGGACUGCCCGCUGAGGACGAGACGCCGCCCAGCCGCAAGAUACGCUUCAGCACCAACCCCAUCAAGGUGUUCACCACGUACUCUAAUGAGGACUAUGAUCGGCGGAAUGAGGAUGUGGACCCCAUGGCCGCGUCUGCAGAGUAUGAGCUGGAGAAACGCGUGGAGAGGCUUGAUCUGUUCCCCGUGGAGCUGGAGAAAGACAGCGACGGCCUGGGCAUCAGUAUCAUUGGGAUGGGUGCGGGGGCCGACAUGGGGCUGGAGAAACUGGGCAUCUUCGUCAAGACCGUCACCGACGCGGGUGCUGCUCAUCGGGAUGGACGUAUCCAAGUGAAUGACCUGAUCGUGGAAGUCGAUGGGACCAGUUUGGUGGGGGUCACGCAGAGUUUUGCGGCAACAGUCCUGAGGAACACCACCGGAACCGUCAGGUUUCUGAUUGGGCGUGAGAAGCCGGGCGAGCAGAGCGAGGUGGCCCAGCUGAUCCAGCAGACGCUGGAGCAGGAGCGCUGGCAGAGAGAGAUGAUGGAGCACGGAGCACGCUACGGAAACUACAUGGGCGACGAGGACGAGGCUGGAGACUAUGGCUCUGAUGAAGAGGAGGAAGACGAAGAGGAGGAGAUGAGCCCCAUGUAUCCGGCCGCCAUCGAGGUGUUUGACCUGGCCGAGAACGAGGACAUGCUCUCGCCCAUGGAGAUGGACCCAGAGAAGCUCGCUCACAAGUACAAAGAGCUCCAGAUCAAGCAUGCUGUGACACAAGCUGAGAUCCAGCAGCUCAAGAGAAAGCUGGCCCACGCGGACCAGGAGAAGCAGCGGUGGCGCGGGGAGAAGGCCCAGCUGGAGCGUCGUCUGGGGGAGAACGGCGAGCGCAUGGAGAAGCUGGAGGGCUACUGGCUGGAGGCCCAGUCCCUGUGCCAGGCCGUGGACGAGCACCUCAAGGAGACGCAGGCCCAGUACCAGGCCCUGGAGCGCAAGUACAGCAAGGCCAAGAGGCUCAUCAAGGAGUACCAGCAGAAGGAGAUUGAGUUUUUGAAGAAGGAGACCCAGCAGAACACAGAGGAGGAGGUGGAAGCGGAAGCGGAGGCAGAGGCGGAGGCGGAGUCCUCACAGCAGGAAGAGGCGGAGCAGCUUCAAGACAAGGUAUCUGAGGAACCUCAGGUGGAGGAGCCAAAGGCUAGCGCCUCCUAAGGACGAGGAGUCUUCUGCUACAGUACAUUGAGGAGCCCACUCCUCCCUCCCGCCACACUAACCCCGAGGGGUCAACACUUUAGAUGACCCCCCCACCCCUCCCGCCGUCUUUCUCUCUGUGGAACUGGACACGGUGGAUGGACAGAGGUCUCCAUUCCUCUCCACCCUCUCACCCCCUCUCUGCUCACCUACCCCCACCCUCAGUCUGUCAACCAGCAACAUGGACAUUUGGAGUUCUGUUUUUCUCUCUUCUGUUAUUCUCUCUCUCUCUCUGUCUGCUCUGUCUGCAAACGGAGAACAGUUCCUCUUUCAUUUAUUUUGAUCUCUCUCUCUCUCUCUCUCUCU